Peronospora belbahrii is the source of this 966-nucleotide messenger RNA. The record is from the annotation of a GenBank genome assembly. Lineage: Eukaryota; Oomycota; Peronosporomycetes; Peronosporales; Peronosporaceae.
AUGACCGUGACGACAAGCAAACUACAGCAGCUACCAGAAGAGGUUGUAACACAUCCUCUAGUUCUUCUGAGUAUAGUAGAUCACUAUAAUCGUGUAGCACGUGAUACAAGUAAACGUGUAGUAGGCGUUUUGCUCGGUUCGACUUUUCAUGGCAAGUGUGAUAUUACCAAUUCCUUCGCUGUGCCAUUUGAUGAGGAUCUACGUAAUCCAGGGAUUUGGUAUCUUGAUCAUGAUUUCUUAGAAAGUAUGUAUCAUAUGUUCAAGAAAAUUAAUGCCAAGGAACGUAUUGUGGGCUUCUACAGUUCUGGUCCGAAAAUUCGCAAGGCAGACUUGGAUAUUGAUGAUCUCUUCCGUCGUUAUUGUCCAAAUCCAGUCUUGGUAAUAUGUGACGUACGACCUAAUGUAGAAGGUCUCCCGACUACAGCCUAUGGCUCCAUUGAAGAGGUGGAAGAGGAUGGCAAAGCUAUUAAGCGCGUUUUUAAGCACGUCAAGUCUACGGUUGGAGCUUACGAGGCCGAAGAAGUCGGUGUGGAACAUUUACUGCGUGACAUUAAUGACCCGUCGGUCAGUUCCUUAGCUGGACAAGUCAAGCACAAGAUGACGGCACUUAACGGAUUGAAGGAACGACUGGAGGAGAUGAAGACAUAUUUGGAAAAUGUUGUAGCUGGUCGUCUUCCACCCAAUCACCAGAUCAUUUACAAUAUGCAGACGAUCUUUAAUCUGCUGCCAAAUUUGAACGUGGACGAGCUCGUGCGCUCCAUGUUUACAAAAACAAACGACAUGCAUUUUGUAAUUUACUUGUCUUCGCUGAUCCGCUGUACAAUUGCGCUUCACAACCUCGUAAACAAUAAGAUUAAGUACAAAGAGUCAGAGGAAAUAGGUUUUACGGACAAGAAAGACGAGAAGAAGGAGGCUGGUGCAACCGACAAGGCGGGCAAGGAUAAGACGAGCGAGAAAGCCCCAUAA